Molecule: messenger RNA, 1509 nt
Organism: Pimephales promelas (fathead minnow)
Lineage: Eukaryota; Metazoa; Chordata; Actinopteri; Cypriniformes; Leuciscidae
Source: RefSeq, a predicted model, not a curated record
UCUCUCAGUUUCAGUGACUGGUUAGAAUAGAAAUGGCAGCUUCUGAGGAUCCCUAAACGACUCUGGCAAAUUAGGGAGAAAUGCUCCUUUGAAAUGGAUUAACUGAUAACGGGAAUGUCAACAGUCCAGUCGUGAGCUGUAACGACAGACAGAAAAGGAACCAGUGGCGUAUAUCUUUUCAAACAGCAGCGUCUGUCUGUCUAUCUGUGUGAAGUAUAUUGGGGUAAGAGAGACGUCGAUUAGCAUUAGCACUGUUAGCUCCGCUUCUGCUUUCGCCCGCCCGAGCUUUCGUGCUCUUCGCGCCGCAUUCUCUCCCACUCCGCCGCGCUCCGCUCUUACGCGCUGCCGAGGCUUCUGCGGCUUCUGCGGCCGCUGCUACGCCUGCUGCUACCGCUGUGGGCUGCGGGUCAUGAAAAGCUGCUUUUGUCCGAAAAGGAAGGACGCAGUGCAUUUUACAAUCAGAUUAUCACCAAGAUGCCUAAUGAAUUUGAUAAGAAUUCCUCCAUGAUGCCUGAGGUACGGGACCUUUCAGACGCCCUGCCGGAGAUGCCCAUGGACCCGAUCACUGGCGUAGGAGUCGUUGCCUCGAGAAACAGAGCUCCCACCGGCUAUGAUGUGGUGGCACAAACCACAGAUGGGAUUGAUGCAGACUUAUGGAAAGAUGGCCUGUUCAAAUCCAAGGUGACCCGCUAUCUGUGCUUCACCAGAGCAUUCUCCAAAGAGAACAGUCAUUUAGGAAAUGUGCUCGUAGACAUGAAGCUCAUCGACAUCAAGGACACGCUGCCUGUGGGAUUCAUUCCCAUUCAGGAGACCGUGGACACACAGGAGCCGGCGUUCAGGAAGAGGAGGUUAUGUAUUAAGUUCAUCCCGAGAGACUCCACCGAAGCUGCCAUCUGUGAUAUCCGUAUCUUAGGACGCUCUAAACAGGCGCCGCCACAGUAUACGUUCAUAGGAGAGCUGAACAAUAUGGGGAUCUGGUACCGGAUGGGAAAGGUGCCACGGACCCAGGACUCUUCACCUGUACAGAACAACUCCUCCACCACCAACACCACCAAUAACAUCCAGACUGUCACCAACAACUCCACUCCAGCGCCAGUCAUGCCCAAGCACAUAUCCAUGACCCUGCCGGCAUGUUUCAGGAAAAGCACAACCAGACCAGACUUUGAACACCAGAACUCCAACCUCUAUGCCAUCUCUGCUAUGGAUGGAGUGCCUUUCAUGAUCUCGGAGAAGUUUGCGUGUGCCUCCAGUGAUUUGCAGCAGGUUGAUCUAAUGGGCAUCAGAAUCAAGUCACUCGCAGAGAUCGAGAAAGAGUAUGAAUACAGUUUCCGGACGGAGCACAGCGCCGCGGCCCGGCUGCCGCCCAGUCCCACCAGAACGUCCCUGGGCUCGGAGGCCUAAGCGUAGGAAAGACGGAGAGGACUUCUGAACACCUGAGCUGAGACUCACACACCUCUCUGAGAUUAAAACACAAACCCAUUGGAGAGGAUAAAAUCAAGAAAAAAAAAA